Molecule: messenger RNA, 567 nt
Organism: Torulaspora delbrueckii
Lineage: Eukaryota; Fungi; Ascomycota; Saccharomycetes; Saccharomycetales; Saccharomycetaceae
Gene: SHE1
Product: She1p
Exons: 1
Coding region: 1-567 (188 amino acids)
Source: RefSeq, a predicted model, not a curated record
AUGGGUUUGGUAAGGUCCAUUGGAGUCUCAAGCAGAUUAGAUGAAUCACUAGUUGGAGAGCUGGAUAAUCGAGCAGAGAGUAAAGUGAAACAACUGCAAAAGAAUGGUACGAAGUCCCCGGGCAAAGAUACAAGAGUCGGUUUACGAUUCCAACGAAAUCAUGAGACACAGUUUGCCAGGAUGGAAUCCAUAGAUACCUGUCAUUUGACCACACCAAAGAGGCAUGCAAAUGAGGAACAAGGAGCGAAUAAGAAACGGAUCAAGAGGGAACCACAAUCACCUUCACAGAUCAGUGAAAUUACAAAGCGUAUACGUCGAUUGAGGAUAAAGAAUAAUCAUGAUAAUAGUGCACAUGUGAGAGAAACUAAACUAACGACCCAGAGACCAAUGGAGCCGCCGAAGCUCACGAGUAAUAAUCCUGCCAAAGCGUCAAAAUCUGUGUUCGAUCGACUUUAUGCGCCAAAGACCAUACCGAAAUCGACUUCGUUGAAACAAGUGAGAACGCCGCCUAGGACCUUAAUCAAGAGUGAGACAAAUAAGACGCUGGCGCGACCCACUUGGAGAUAA